This is a messenger RNA of Acanthosepion pharaonis, 549 nucleotides long. NCBI's taxonomy places the organism in Eukaryota, Metazoa, Mollusca, Cephalopoda, Sepiida, Sepiidae. The record is from the annotation of a GenBank genome assembly.
AUGCGCGGUUACCGCCUCUCCCUCAGAACCGAACGGUUACCGCCUCUCAUUUUGAACCGCACGGUUACCGCCUCUCCUUCUGAACCGCACGGUUACCGCUUCCCCUUCUCAACCGCGCGGUUACCGCUUCUUCUUCUGAACCGCACGGUUACCGCUUCUCCUUCUGAACCGCCUCUCCUUCUGAACUGCACGGUUACCGCUUCUCCUUCUGAACCGCCUCUCCUUUUGAACUGCACGGUUACCGCUUCUCCUUCUGAACCGCCUCUCCUUCUGAACCGCACGCCUCUCCUUCUGAACCGCACGGUUACCGCUUUUCCUUCUGAACAGCCUCUCCUUCUGAACCGCACGGUUACCGCUUUUCCUUCUGAACAGCCUCUCCUUCUGAACCGCACGGUUACCGCUUUUCCUUCUGAACCGCCUCUCCUUCUGAACCGCACGGUUACCGCUUCUCCUUCUGAACCGUCUCUCAUUCUGAACCGCACGGUUACCGCUUAUCUUUCUGAACCGCACGGUUAUCUCCUCUCUUUCCAGCCUGCUCGGUUUCCGUAA